Molecule: messenger RNA, 1601 nt
Organism: Arabidopsis thaliana (thale cress)
Lineage: Eukaryota; Viridiplantae; Streptophyta; Magnoliopsida; Brassicales; Brassicaceae
Product: DNAse I-like superfamily protein
Exons: 13
Coding region: 98-1435 (445 amino acids)
Cellular component (GO): cytoplasm; nucleus
Molecular function (GO): catalytic activity; poly(A)-specific ribonuclease activity
Source: RefSeq, marked reviewed
AAAAAAAAGAUAUUUAUCCGUAUGGCGCCAAGAGGUUUGUGUGGUUUUCGAUUUCAUCCAAAUUUCUGAAUUUCGUCUCUAACAUCCACAAAAUCGAAUGCGUUGUGUGAAUCGCGUUGAUUGUUCUUGGUCACGGCCAAGCGAAGCUUACCGUAUCUUACCCUCCGGUGGUCACCUUUCAUCUGGAUUCCAUCAAUGUCCUUUAUCGUCUCUAUCUUUCCGUUCCUCUUUCGUGUGUUGCUCCUCCUCCACAUCUGGACCGUCCGAUUCAAAUCCCGAAUCAUCUUCAAAUCGCUCUUACAGCCGUAGAUGGCAGAAUCCUCUUCCCCGGCGUCAACAUCCCGAUCAAAUACCGUCUUCUCAGAUUGCUCGUGAUUGGAUCGAUUCAGAUACAACUCCAGUUUCUCAAGCUUUAGAGAGAUUCACUGUAGUGUCGUACAACAUAUUGGGAGAUGGAAAUUCAUCAUAUCACAGAGAGUUGUACUCCAAUGUGUCUGUUCCUUACCUCAAGUGGGGCUACCGCAAAAGGUUGAUAUGCGAAGAACUCAUUCGUCUCAAUCCAGACAUAAUCUCUAUGCAGGAAGUAGAUAAAUAUUUUGAUCUAUUCAGUAUGAUGGAGAAAGCUGGAUAUGCUGGCUCCUAUAAGCGGCGAACUGGAGAUAACGUCGAUGGUUGCGCAAUGUUUUGGAAGGCUGACAGGUUUGGAGUUUUGGAGAGGGAAAACAUUGAGUUUAGCCAGUUUGGUAUGCGGGAUAAUGUUGCACAGCUUGCUGUUCUUGAGCUCCGGAAGUCUAAUAAGUCAAGAAAGAUACUGCUGGGUAACAUUCACGUGCUUUAUAAUCCAAAUCAAGGAGAUGUGAAGCUGGGUCAGGUCCGUUCACUCUGCUCAAAGGCUCACUUGCUCUCUAAGAAAUGGGGUGACAUUCCCAUUGUUCUAUGCGGAGAUUUCAAUAGCACUCCCAAGAGUCCAUUGUACAACUUCUUGGCGUCCUCUGAGCUGAAUGUCAUGGAACAUGACAAAAAAGAGCUGUCCGGCCAGAAAAAUUGUCGUCCUACCAAAGUUCUUGAAACUGGUAGCAAAUCCAGUAAUACAAUAACUUUCAGCUCUUGGACAAAAGAAGAGAUCCGUGUCGCAACCGGGCAAGAGAACUCGUACUGGGCUGCGCAUCCUCUGAAACUCAAUAGCUCAUACGCCUCAGUUAAGGGCUCAGCAAAUACCAGGGACUCUGUUGGUGAACCUCUAGCAACCUCAUAUCACUCGAAAUUUCUCGGAACGGUUGAUUAUCUCUGGUACUCUGAUGGUCUUUUACCUGCAAGAGUUCUUGACACACUUCCUAUUGAUGUUCUAUGCAAAACCAAAGGCCUUCCUUGUCAAGAAUUGGGAAGCGAUCACUUGGCUCUUGUUUCUGAAUUUGUCUUUGAACCGGACGGUUAAAGGCAUCUAGUGCCAGCUUAGUUUUCUUUGAACCGAACCGUUAUAAAUGUGUUUUUAUUAAAUGUAUAAGCGUACCGAAAUUACCUGAUCAUGGUUCUAUAUCAAACCGACUUCUCGAUAAAUAAAUAAAAAUUGAGACGAUCAGAAGCUUCAAUCUUGUGUGCGU